UUAAAAAAAACACUAGUAAACACUUAAUUAUUAUUAUUAUACUCAUCACUCGCGCGUAUUUCAAUUCAUUCAUUCUCCCACCCAUUUCCUCUUCCUCAAUGGAGAAACAAAACACCGUCGUUUUGUUAAUCACAUUGGUUAUUCUAAUCACCGCCGCAACAACAACCGUAAAAAGCGAGGAUGAAUCAAAAACAAAACUACUAGUGAAAUACUCACACGGAAAGAAGUAUUGUGACAAAGGUUGGGAAUGUAAAGGUUGGUCGAUUUAUUGUUGCAAUUUAACCAUAACUGAUUAUCUUCAAACCUAUCAAUUCGAGAAUCUGUUUUCCAAGCGAAACUCGCCCAUUGCUCAUGCUGUUGGGUUUUGGGAUUAUCACUCUUUUAUAACUGCCGCGGCGGUUUUCGAGCCAUUGGGUUUUGGUACCACUGGGAAUAAGACUUUGAAGAUGAUGGAGAUUGCCGCAUUUCUUGGUCACGUUGGUAGCAAAACCUCUUGUGGAUAUGGAGCGGCAGAUGGAGGACCUUUGGCGUGGGGUCUCUGUUACAAUCACGAAAUGAGUCCUAGCCAGUCAUAUUGUGAUGACUAUUUCAAAUUCACAUACCCCUGUACUCCUGGGGCUGAAUACUAUGGGCGUGGAGCCAUUCCUAUUUACUGGAACUACAAUUACGGAGCUGCUGGGGAAGCUCUGAAAGUGAAUUUACUUGACCAUCCAGAAUACAUAGAGCAGAAUGCAACCCUUGCUUUCCAGGCUGCAAUUUGGAGAUGGAUGACACCAAUCAAAAAGUCACAACCCUCUGCUCAUGAUGCCUUCAUCGGCAAUUGGAAGCCAAGCAAGAAUGACACUAUGGAGAAACGCAUCCGUGGUUUCGGUUCUACAAUGAACAUUCUCUAUGGCGAAGGUGUUUGUGGGAAGGGUGAUGUUGACUCGAUGAACACUAUCAUUUCCCAUUACCUACAUUAUCUCGACCUUCUUGGUGUCGGUCGUGAACAAGCUGGGAGCUAUGAUGUCCUUACAUGUGCGGAGCAGGUUCCUUUCAACCCGAACAAAGCUGCUUCGUCUUAAACUAGAUCAUAUUUAUCAUCGUAUGAUAUUGCUUUGCCUAUACCUUUGAAAAUGCAAUGCUAAUAGGGAAUUUUAAAGCUAUUGACAAGGUUGUCAAAAUCGCAAGUUAACUCGUGGAAUCAUGCAUUUAGUUGACUCGGUUGUAAACUCAAAUUUUAGUAAACUCAUAAAUAUAACCGAGUUUACUCUCGUAAACUCCUAAGAAACUCCCUAAAUUUUGGUAAACUUGCAUGACAAUUUUAAAAGAUUAUUUUAUCUUUUUUUUUUUU
Medicago truncatula (barrel medic) is the source of this 1333-nucleotide messenger RNA. Its product is annotated as chitinase-like protein 1. Gene Ontology annotation, molecular function: chitinase activity. The transcript has 3 exons. Gene Ontology annotation, biological process: carbohydrate metabolic process; cell wall macromolecule catabolic process; chitin catabolic process. Lineage: Eukaryota; Viridiplantae; Streptophyta; Magnoliopsida; Fabales; Fabaceae. The record is from RefSeq and is a predicted model, not a curated record. Bases 99 to 1064 code for a protein of 321 amino acids.